Molecule: messenger RNA, 2109 nt
Organism: Lasiodiplodia theobromae
Lineage: Eukaryota; Fungi; Ascomycota; Dothideomycetes; Botryosphaeriales; Botryosphaeriaceae
Product: GTP cyclohydrolase i
Exons: 2
Coding region: 1-2109 (702 amino acids)
Source: RefSeq, a predicted model, not a curated record
AUGCCUCGUCGCGCUUCGCAUUUCCUCCACCUCGUCCAUAUCUUCCUCUCCCUCUCCCUCAAGUCUACAAAAGCAGUUGCUUCGUUUCAACCUCUGCUCGACUCACCUCCUUGGACCAACAGGAUGUCGUCGUCAAAGCGCAUGGAUAUUCAGUCCAUGUUAAAUCCGACCAACGGCAACGAAGCAAACGACAACAAUGAUGCCCAGCGCAAUAGUCAAAUUGGCGCCGCGCCUGAGUCUUCCGAGUCCCAGCGUACGUUGAGCGCUUUGCCCGACCAUCAACAGCAAGGACAAACCACGGCUCCACUCCCCGGCCAAAUCAAGAGCAAGGGCAAGCGCCAGGCCAGCAACUCUUCCCUCGCCGACUCAUCUUCGCCCGGCCUCCGCCGCAAGCGGACCAAGCCGAACCUGAAGAUCUCACCCAGCGCCGCCAACAGUCCGUUCCCUCCAUCAAAAUUCUCCAUCGCAGGCCGCACGCCAGACAAGCCCAGUGGCCAUGCCCCCGCACCCGAAAACACGUCGUUCGGACUCGGCAUCGAGGGCCUUUCCACUAGUGGGGAGGGCAGCUUCAGUACCUCCUCCGCUGGUCCCACGCGCAGUGCAUCUCCGACGAAAGGAUAUGGCCCCAUGACCUCAUUGGCCUCUUCUUUUGGGCAGCUGUUUCAAGAUGUUAAAAAGGAUGGGGAGAAGCAAGAAGAUGGGAAGACAUCUGGAGGAGCUUCAACCGCAAGCGGGGGCGACACCAAGAUGAGCGGUACGGAGGAAGAUCCAUACGAUGCUAUCAUGGCCUCGCUCGAAACCGCCGAAGAAGACGAACUGCCCGAGGAAGUCGACAUCGGCUCUCCCACGCCACCGUCAUCUCCAGUCAUCCCCGCGCAAAGCCAGCUUCCCGCGCAGCACAAGCUUCCGAACCCCAAGGGAAAGAACAAGCAGCCAAAAAUGGUCUUCAGCAUAGGCGAGGCCAUCAUGAGCCAGAACGACGUCCUCCUGAACGUGUGCAACUUCAUGGGCCUCCGCGACUUCUUCAACUUCUACUGCGUCUCGAAGCGCUUUUACGUGCUCGUCAACUCGCACUACACGACGUACAUGAAGCAGCUCGCGCGCAACCACGCCCCGCUGGCCAGCACCAUCUUCCCCUACCAGCUCUACAAGCGCGCCUGCAUCCGCGACCCCAUGUACCGCACCCGGCCGGCCCACGCCUCGGACGACCCGAGCACCUACAUCAACCCGGUCCUCAACCGCUCCACCCAGACCCUCUCCGCAACCACCCAACCCAUCACGCCGGCCAACACCAACGCGGCGCCGGAGGUCAUCCGCACGGUGCCGGGCUUGCGCUGGGUGCUGAUGUGCGUGUACCGCGAAGCCAUCGCGCACGACAUCCUGCUGUGCCUGGCGCUCGAGGGCCACCGGUUCCCGGGCCACAUCAUGGGCACGGUGCUGCGCAUCUGGGGGCUGAUGGACCACCCGUUCAACGGCACGCGGCUGGCCGUCAUCCACGACAUCCGGCAGUGGUCCAACCGCGACAUCUUCGUCGGCCUCAUGUUCUUCAUCAAGCUCGACAUGCGCUUCUCGGACCCGCUGCUCGGCUCGGGCGAGUGCGUCCUGCGCCGCCUCUUCAUGGGCCAGCGCAGCCUCGUCGUCCUGUGGGAGGCCCUGCGCGGCCUCACCGCCCGCACCCGCGCCGAGGUCCUGCACCUGCUCGUCCGCUGGGACUGCACCAUGGCCCGCGACAUCUCGGACAAGCUGGCCCGCGGCGAGGGCGCUGAUGAUUCGGUCUUUGGCGUGCCGGUGCAUCAGAUUGGCAUGCUGUGCCGAGAGGGCUGGAGGCAGGGCGCUCCGUUGCUGCUGCGUCCCGAUCAGCUCGUCCUGAGGGAAUCGGCGAGGCGUGGGUUGAACAUGCAGCGGUGCUUCUUGGACUUCAUGCUGUGGGGCUACAUUGACUGGACCUGGCUGGUCAACAUCCCGCGGCCGGAUCUGAAGGAGUUGGAGGAAGAGGAUAGGAAGAGGCGUGCCGGUGAGCCCAUAGUUGAAUCGGGCGGUCAGGAUGGCAAGAGAGAGUUCAGCAGUGGAAGCUUCAGGGCGCCGAAAGUUUCCUCUAACAACGACUAG